Arabidopsis lyrata subsp. lyrata is the source of this 2540-nucleotide messenger RNA. RefSeq lists its product as uncharacterized. The coding region runs from base 156 to 1685 and encodes 509 amino acids. The record is from RefSeq and is a predicted model, not a curated record. The transcript has 2 exons. Lineage: Eukaryota; Viridiplantae; Streptophyta; Magnoliopsida; Brassicales; Brassicaceae.
UCUUCUUCUUCGUUUUUGAGAGGUUUCAAGAACACAAAAUCCCCAAUUCAUAACUUUCUCAAUUCUUGAUCGAUUUCAACGUUUUUGGUGUCCAUUCCACUCGGUUUUUCGCCCUCUUUCUGUUUCUAGUGUUGGUUUCUUCGAUCUGCAAAGAUAUGGGACGAACAAACGAGGUUGCAGGAACUUCUAGACCACGCACGGGCACUUCCAAAGCUCCACAGAAAGAAGAUCCGAAUAAGCGUCCUGUUACGGGCGUAUGGGACAAAGAGGACACCAAGUUCAUGGCAAUUUUGAAAAAUGUUCCUGUUUUACCAACACGAGUCGCUUCCAAAAUAACGCUCGAUAUGCUCGGUUUGCUUGAGGAUGUUACGACGGUGUUUCAAACGCUCGGCAUGGGGAGAUUGUGGAGAGUUGAGCAUCGUGUGUACACUAAGCUUGUGACGGAAUUCAUAGCUACUUGUCGCCUCACAUACCAGAACCCGCAGAAACCAACAGCAAGUGAAGGAACACUCACAUUCUUCCUCAACAAACAGCAUUAUAGCAAGACUUUGUUCGAGAUCUGCGACAUGUAUGGGUUCACCAAGGGCGAAUCCGUUACAUUCCCGAAAUUAUCUUCUGAGGUUGCUAAUGACUUCUGGAACAAGAUUGCUGUGGGACCCUACCAGUCGCGUAAGGCGAAAAUUACUCUUAUCCGGAGUCCGGUUGUGCGAUAUGUCGCAAAGAUCAUCAGUAGUGUGUUGUACUUCAAACCCGUGAUCGCAUCAGUGACAGAGACUGAGUUGUCAAUGCUUUUCUAUGGCGUCAAGCAUCUGUUAGAAGACUAUACUGAUUUCCCAGCACCUGACGCUAAUGUAGCUGCAAUUCUGUGUGACGUGUUAGUAAAGAUGAAAACUUUUGUCCCCAAAUCCGCCGCGAAAAACAUCUUAGCUGGUACUACACUCACUCCAUUGUUUCUCGGCUGCAGGUUAGACCUCUCCAAAGUUGCGUAUGACUAUAAACAAGAGUGUAUGGAUAUUCAACAUCUGUACAAUACUACCUACCUCAAAAAGGGUAGGGUGUAUGUAUUCACGGGUAGGGAUGGUUCUUCUUGCUUCUGCAAGCUACCCAACCGGCAUAUCACCUCCCUUGUUUCUCUUGAUAAUUUGGAGUUCGCACUUGAUGAGCAGUAUUUGAUUCCUGAUCCUUCCGGGACCAUACCUAGACGUCGUAGUCACGCACAGGCUCCACCUACAGAUGAGCAUUUUGUCGAAGAGGAUGAGAUUCAGGAGGACUUAGAUGAUCAGGCGCCUCCGUCGCAUGCCCAACCGUACUUGUUGCUUCCAGAGGAUCCAGGACAGUUCCGCCUUUCACCACCACCUGCAAGUAACGACAUCUCCCAGCAGAUGGCAUGGAUGAUAGCAUCGACGAAGAGGAACAACAGCAUGAUGCACAGGAUGUGGAGAGCCAUAUCCAGGAUCAGGCCUUGUGUGUGUACUCGCGGAGAAGGAUCAGAUGAUGGAGACCGAGAGAACCGGUCUAAGGCCACCGAGGAUCGGCAUGCUGAGAGGUUGAUCCCUGCUGCUGGACAGAGUAGAGCUUCGACUUCGCGGCGUUCACAAGAGCAUUCUCCAGACACACGCUUAGGCAGGAGCAGGAGACAGCCAGGGGAGCAGAGCUCUAGCGAGAGCCCCACCCACCACCGUUGAGUACUACAGUAACUCACCCUUUUCCCUUGUUAUAUACCAUUUUUAUUUUCUUGCGUCCGUGUGGCAUCUUUUCUUUGAACUGUUUUCACGCCGAGUCGGUGUGAAGCAAGUCGGGGGGAGGCUGCCACUUGUCUACUAAUCUAGUUUGCAUUUUUGAUGUUUUUCUUUUGAGUCAUCGAGUCUGUUUUAUCGAGUCAAAAUCGUGUCUUUUAUUGAGUCAAAAUGUUGUCUGAGAACUAUGAUCUUUUCUUAGGGAAUUGCACCAUGUUUGAUUUAAUUGCCUUUGGGACCAUUUUAGCACUAUUCGAUAACUUGGAAGUUCAGGAAAAUCCAUCACUUGAUCACUUUAUAGUAGUCCCUAUCUCUUUGAAUUUUGGAUGAAUUGAGCUUAAUCUUAUAUACUUGAACUUAAUCUGGACUUAAUUUAUCUCACUUAGGGGCUUGAGAAUCAUGUAAUGGAUCAUACAUUCAGAGUUUUGUUCGCAUCAUUUUUACCACUCUUUGCUAACUCUGAAUGGCUAGACUCAUUUUUAGUCUAGUACCGCACCUGUUUCCCCACCCAUUGUUUGAAACCUCAUGCAUUCUUAUAUGAUCAUCAUGAUAUGCAUCCAUGUGCGAAAACUACGGAGUAUACGGACCGACAUAGCUUUCCUUUUGUUAGGAUAGUGAGUUGUAGUUUACUGGUUGUCGAUAUGUGAUGAGAUUGAGCCAUUGUGGUUUAGAGGUUAUAUUCAUGGGUAUAUGCUGCUGUUUGCGAUUGUUCUUGAUGCAGAUUUUUGUGAGACACCGGUUCCACUCCCCCGCUUCUAUAUAUAUAAAAAAAAAAAAAAAAAAAAAAAAAAAAAAAAAAAAAAA